Molecule: messenger RNA, 1053 nt
Organism: Triticum urartu
Lineage: Eukaryota; Viridiplantae; Streptophyta; Magnoliopsida; Poales; Poaceae
Product: aspartyl protease family protein At5g10770-like
Biological process (GO): proteolysis
Molecular function (GO): aspartic-type endopeptidase activity
Source: RefSeq, a predicted model, not a curated record
AUGGCAAGAAUAAAAAGUUCUCGGAAUGACCUUACCUUGCCGACCACGCUGGGCCUCUCCCUGGGCACGUUGCAGCAUGUGAUCACCGUUGGCAUCGGCUCGCCGGCCGUGAACCAGACCAUGUUCAUCGACACCGGCAGUGACGUGUCCUGGGUGCAGUGCAAGCCGUGCUCGCGGUGUCACUCGCAGGCGGACUCGCUCUUCGACCCCAGCUUGUCGAGCACCUACUCUCCGUUCACCUGCAGCUCCGCCGCCUGCGCGCAGCUCCGCCAAGACGACCGAGGAAACGGCUGCUCUGGCUCCCAGUGCCAGUACAUUCUCAACUAUGGAGAUGGUUCGAGAACCACCGGGAGCUACAGCUCCGACACGCUCUCACUGGGCUCCAAUGCUGUCAGCAACUUCCAGUUCAGGUGCAACCAGUCUGAGUCGGGCCUCCUUCUCCACGACCAGGACCAGACCGCUGGGCUCAUCGAGCUCGGCGGCGGAGCUCAGUCGCUGGCCACCCAGACCUCAGGGACCUUCGACAAGGCCUUCUCAUACUGCCUCCCGCUGACUCCGGGCUCGUCCGGGUUCCUCACUAUGGGUGUAGCAACCUCGGGUUUCGUCGUCAAGACACCGUUGCUGAGGAGCAGGCAGGUCCCUGAAUACUAUGGCUUGCUUAAGAAAUCUGCAAGGAAGGGUGGCAGACAGUGCUCGUUAAGCAUGAACAUUAUAUCUGGAUCUUGUUUGAUGCAAGACGGUUAUUCAUUUAAAUCGGCGUUCAGGGCCGGCAUGAAGCAGUACCCGCCGGCGCAGCCCAUGGGCAUCUUGGACACGUGCUUUGACUUCAGUGGCCAGUCCAGCAUCAGAAUACCGACCAUCGCACUGAUGUUCUCCGGGGGCGCCGUCGUCAACCUCUCCCCCGAGGGGAUCAUUCUGGAGAGCUGCCUCGCCUUCGCGGCCAACCGCGAUGACAGCUCCCUCGGCAUCAUCGGCAACGUGCAGCAGCGGAUGUUCGAGGUGCUCUACGACGUUGGUGGCGGCGCCGUGGGGUUCAAUGUAGGUGCAUGCUGA